Symbiodinium sp. CCMP2456 is the source of this 3066-nucleotide messenger RNA. The record is from the annotation of a GenBank genome assembly. NCBI's taxonomy places the organism in Eukaryota, Dinophyceae, Suessiales, Symbiodiniaceae.
AUGGGUUUUCCCACCAAGCGCGAUGAAGAGUGGAAAUACACCAAUCUGAAACCCAUCCUGAAACACGAUUAUCGGGUUUUUCCCAAGGAUGAAAACUCGGUGGAUUUCAGCCAGGUUAAAAAGUAUUUCCUCAGCGAUAUUGAUACUUACAAGCUGGUAUUUGUGGAUGGUGUUUUCAGCUCGUGGCUCAGCGAAACUACCCAUGAAAAAUUUGAUGUAUGCACCUUUAGCAGCAUGCUCAAUAAAUACGCUGAUGUGGCCGAGGAGUAUUUCAACCAGGCCUUGCCAGAGUACGAAUCCCUGUCAGCAGUAAAUACGGCAUUCGCCAAGGAGGGUGCUUUUAUCCGCAUUAAGAAGAACCAAACGGCUGAUAAACCCAUACAGCUUUUGUUCUUUACCACAGAACACGGGCAGGAAGUGAUGACCCAGCCCCGCAACCUGAUUGUGGUGGAAGAAAAUGCCGAGGCCACUAUCACCGAAAGGCAUCAAAGCCUAAGCGAAAAGCCAGUACUUACCAACGUUGCCACGGAAGUAUUUGCCCACCGCAACAGCCGAUUGCACUAUUAUAAAAUUCAAAACGACAAUACUGAGGCCUCGUUGAUUGACAACACCUCAGUUUUGCAAUACGGACAUAGCAACGUUCGCAUUGGCACCUUUUCGUUUGGCAACCGCUUUGUGCGCAACAACCUCAAUAUUUUCCUGAAAGAAGAACAUACGGAAACUUCAAUGGAUGGUAUUACGGUAAUUGACGGCAAGCAAAUGGUAGAUCACCACACUUUGGUGGAUCACAAAGUGCCCAACUGCUACAGCAAUGAGUUGUACAAAGGCAUUUAUGACGAUAGUGCCAGGGGCGUUUUCAACGGAAAGGUGAUGGUGCACCCACACGCGCAAAAGACCAAUGCUUUUCAGCAGAACAAUAAUAUUUUGCUUACCGACAAGAGUUCGGUAGAUACUAAGCCGCAGUUGGAAAUUUACGCUGAUGACGUGCAGUGCUCGCACGGCUGCACUAUUGGUCAGUUGGAUGAAGAUGCGCUCUUUUACCUGAAAUCGCGCGGCAUUCCAGAAAAAGAGGCCAAAGCAUUAUUGCUUUAUGCCUUUGCCAGCGAUGGUUUGCGCAACGCGGUAAGCAUCGAAAAUGUGAAUGACCUGCUGGACGUACCGCAGGAAGAUUCUACCACCCCUGUAAAAGAGGUGGAGGCCCGUGCCAUUUAUGAUUUCAUUAAAAAGCAGGGUUUACAGCGUACGCUGGAAAUAGGCUUCGCUUACGCGCGAUCGGCCUCGCACAUUAUGCUGGCCACGGGCAAUAAGCACAUUGCCAUAGAUCCCUUUCAAAAGCGCUACGGCAGCGGUGGCUUAGCCAAUGUUAAAAAGCUGGGGCUGGACGAUAAACUGGAGCUGAUUCACGAUUUUUCACAUAAUGCCUUGCCCGCUUUGGUUAAGGAAGACCGCAAAUUUGAUUUCAUUUUUAUUGAUGGCGAUCACAAGUUUGACGGCAUUUUUGUGGACUAUUACUACUCCGACUUCCUGAUUGACAAGGGAGGCUAUUUGCUGUUUCACGAUACCUGGAUGCGUAGCACCCAAAUGGUGUUGCAGUUUAUCCGCAGCAAUCGUGAAGAUUACCAUGAAAUUUCCAUCGGCCAUAAAAACAUGACCCUCUUUAAAAAGGUUAGUGAUAAUGACCAGCGGGACGGCAUGCACUUCCGCGAGUUUUAUACCACAAAAUCGUUUACGCGUGAAAAAAGCUUCCCUUUGGCGUUCCGCGUUGCUGCGCCACACGCGGAGAUUUGGGGGCAGAACGAGAAAGAUGAUUUUCGAAUUAUGGAAAGUAAAGUAGAGGCACAUACAAAGUUUGAUAUUGACAAAAUCCGCCAGGAUUUUCCCAUUCUGCAUCAAGAGGUAGAGGGAAAACCGCUGGUUUAUUUUGACAAUGCCGCUUCUACGCAAAAGCCCAAGGUGGUAAUUGAUGCGAUAAGCGAGUAUUACAAAACCAUUAACAGCAAUGUACACCGCGGGGUGCAUCACUUAAGCCAAAAGGCCACCGAUGCUUUUGAGCAAGGACGAAGCACCGUACGCAAACACCUGAACGCAGCUAAUAAUCAUGAGAUUAUUUUCACCAAGGGCGUAACCGAUAGCAUAAACCUGGUGGCAGGCUCCCUGGCCAAAGGCCUUAUCCGCGAAGACGAUGAAAUUAUCAUAAGCACCCUUGAGCACCACAGCAAUAUUGUGCCCUGGCAAAUGCUUUGUGAGCAAACAGGCGCUAAACUCAAGGUUAUUCCAAUUAAUGAUAAGGGCGAACUGCUGCAGGAGGAAUAUGAAAAACUGCUGAGUAAACGAACCAAAUUGGUGGCGGUGAAUCACGUUUCCAAUGCCUUGGGAACGGUAAACCCCGUGAAAGAAAUGAUUGCCAAAGCCCAUGCCGUGGGCGCCUGGUUUUUGGUUGAUGGUGCUCAGUCGGUGCCCCAUAUGAAAGUAGAUGUGCAAGACCUCGAUGCCGAUUUCUACACGUUUAGCUCCCAUAAAAUUUACGGACCCACCGGUAUCGGUGUACUUUACGGCAAAGAAUCAAUACUGGAAACCAUGCCCCCCUAUCAAGGCGGAGGAGAAAUGAUUGCUCAGGUAACUUUUGACAAGACUACUUACGCUGGUUUGCCGCAUAAAUUUGAAGCCGGCACUCCCCACAUUGAAGGCGGGGUGAUAAUGGCCACUGCUUUAGAUUAUAUGAAUGCCCUAAACCUGGACGAGAUUGCCGCUUAUGAACAGGAGUUGCUAGAAUAUGGCACGGAACAAUUGCGAAAUAACUUUACGGGAAUUCGCUUUAUAGGCGAAGCCGAUACUAAAGCCAGUGUUAUUUCUUUCCUCCUGGGCGAUAUUCACCCCUAUGAUGCGGGCGUCAUCUUAGACAAGUUAGGGGUGGCUAUUCGCACCGGUCACCAUUGCACACAACCAUUGAUGCAGCGCUUCAACAUUCCUGGCACCAUGCGGGCAAGCUUUUCAUUUUACAACACCAGGGAUGAGAUUGACCAGAUGGUGGAAGCCUUGAAGAAGGCGGAGUCUAUGUUGUCGUGA